This is a messenger RNA of Magnolia sinica, 3101 nucleotides long. RefSeq lists its product as uncharacterized. Bases 267 to 2513 code for a protein of 748 amino acids. The record is from RefSeq and is a predicted model, not a curated record. Lineage: Eukaryota; Viridiplantae; Streptophyta; Magnoliopsida; Magnoliales; Magnoliaceae. The transcript has 14 exons.
GAGAAGAAAGCAGGGAGGAGAGAGAGGGAGGCCAAUUUUGUAAUGCUUUUAAAGGCGAUUUUGCAGGACCGAAGCUUCGAUUUUUCCGUCUUUUGGAGUGAUUGGAUCGAAGGGUGGGAUCGGAAGAGCUUCGAAUUCAAUCGGAAUGUCUGUCUUCUUGAUUGGUUUUGGAAUUUAAGGACUUCGAAAUUCCGGAGCUAUACUGACUUGGGUUCGAUCAGUUUCGGCCGUGGAAGCCAUUUUCGGUCGAUGUCAGUAUCACUGAAAUGGACAAAGCUCGUGAAUUGAAGCGUGGAGGGAGUCGGUUCUCGCCCGCCAAGCAGCGACGGCUCAAGGCAUCUGGAUCAUUGAAUGGGUGCAACAACCUGGACUUUUCGGAGAGAUCAAAGAAAGAGAGGGUCAGAGGUUUGAGGGUGAGCUGUAGAGCGAGCUCCAGCAACGAAGACAGUGAGAUGGGUGGUGGUGGUGGAUCUGAAGGUGAAGAGGAGCUCCGCUUGCCGAGUACUAGCGGUGAUAGGAGAUUUAAGCUCAAUGGGAAGGCCUUCGAGGAUUGCAGUACUGUGGAUCCUGCUUCUGUUCCGCGGAAAUUGAGAUCAGCUAUGAGCAAGCGCAACCGUGAAUCCAUCUCUCCACCUAUGCCCGAUGCAAAGAAGGUUCAUCAUGCUUCCAACAGAACUGAAGCUCCCCUUGUUAAUGGCACGAGAAGAUCCAAGCAUAACAUGAAGCAAGGGAGCUUGGACAGGCCUUCAAAGCAGCCCAUCUCAAUUACGAAAGAUGAGGAAGAAGUUGCGGAGGCCUUAUAUGCUUUGGCUGGAAUAUUCCCUGACAGCAAACUGGCUACCUGUAAGGUGGAGAGGAUGACAGACAAAGAAGAACAUUCGCCCUUGCCAGAUACAGCAGAGAACUCCCUGCCCCCCUCAGAAGUUUCUAAAGAGGAGAGCACGGAAGUUCCGUAUGCCCCUACCGCCACAACUCCUACCAAUCUUUCUUCAUGCCAGGAAGAAUUGCCUGAAGUAACUGUAAAAGCUGAAGCCGUGACUAAACCCACUGUUCCAGAGGGGCCUGUAUUUGCAGGGAUCCAGAAAUUAGAUCUGGAGUUGAAUAGCCCGGCUCAAGCUGAUCUCCAAAGGAAUGGUUCCUUGCCUGAGAAUGAAUAUAAGGAAAAGACGAAUUUGAGUGGUGCUGUGAACUUGUCAAUCCCGAUGCAAAUUUCAUCCGAAUCAUGCCUUGGAAAUGGAUUAUUACAGACAAUUCAACCUGAAGCUCUUCCACUGAGAAAACCAGAGGAGAAUGGGACAUUGCCGGCCGUAUCUGUUGCAAUUAAACAGGAAGCACCAGCCACCAAGGAAAGCACUGAAAGCAGUGAACGUCUUACGUCCAUGGAAGAUUUACGGCAUGGUAUGCUUAAUGGGUUGUCCAAUGGUCAUCGUAACUUAACAAGGUCAUCUUCAGUGCAAGCUGCAGCUUGGCCAGAUUCUGCAACUGGCGCAACAGUACCUGUUAUAACUGGAAAUGAUGUUUUGGCUGUAAAGCUUCCUCCAGUUACAGUUAAAAAGAGUCAGUCAUGGAAACGAUGUGCAACUCACAUGCACAUAAGCCGGCUCAUCUGUGCCUACCAAAGCACAGAGAAGAAGAGCAGGUGCGCUCUUCCGGACAAUCAUCCAAAACCAAAGGAAGGAGCAAGGUCUGGUGUUAUCAUGCUUAAAAAUGGCCUGAAUAACAUUCUGUCUGCUGGUGCAAACUCUUUGGUGGCUGAGAGAAAUUCAUCACACGAAGCAAGAAUUGGGAUUCGACAGGAUAACAGGUUCCUGCAAGAUCAGCAAUCUUCAACCUCGUCCGGGGUCUAUGCCCAGCAGAAGCAGAGUUGUGAUUUUCUGUCCUUGUCGGCUGGCCUUGAGUCAAGUAACAAUGGGCUGGAAUCCACGGCUCAGCUUCAGGUUCCUUACUUGCAUCCACUCGUCCAACAUCCGGUCAUGCCUUUCUCCCUCCCACAUGCUCGUUAUUCCUCUGCCUAUCCCGAACAGCUAGCAGCGGCCGCAGCAGCAGCAGCACAACAGGUGCAACUGCAGCUGCCCCAGUAUAUGGGCAAUCCAUUUUAUGGGCCACAGGUGGGCCAUGGAGGAGGCUCAGUGAAGCAGCAGCAACAGCAACAACAACAGAUGUGGGUCGCUCAGAUGGCUCAAUACCUGCCCCCGGGCUACCCCUCAUCGCUCCCCCCAAAGAGGCAAAAUGGGAGACACGACUCUCCUUCCCUUGUUCCCUGCACACAGGCUGCCAUCCCCCCAUCACCAUCUUCUCUGGAGCUGCUCGGAGCCACCAAGUACUCGCCUGCCCCACAGCAGCCCUUUGCCUUCCCAUCGUCAUCUCCAUCCAGAUCAAAGAGGCAGCCACAGCAGCACCAUCCCAGCAGUUAUGACGAGGGUGGCGGUGGCGGCAGCGGCAGUGUGGCAGGGUUCCGCUCAGAUGGCCUGCCGCAGCACCUGCAGCUACUCUGCAAUGCCCAGCACAUGUGAAGCAGUGGGGGGUGGAUGAAUGGAUGGGAAUUGGCAAAUUGUUUUAUUCUUUCCGGUGGGGACGCUUGCCAAUGUGGGAAUGCUGGAUUGGUGGGGCCCCCUCCUAUGUAUGCCUUGAGCAGGCAGGUUGGCUGGCUAGCCUUCUUAUCUUCUCUCUUAAGAAUCCACAAUCCUGUCCCCACCUGCAUUGUUCAUCAUCACGGGCCAUUGAAUAGUGGGCUCUACGACAUGGGAAAAAGGCCACAUGGUGGUACCGAGGGAAAGAGAUUGAUUGAAGUGGGAAAUCAAAAGGGGCUUGGAAUAAAGGCAAUUUGGGGGGGUUUGGUCUGCAGUUGCAGGUUUUGGAAAUAUCAGGUGAGUUAGGGUAUGCAUGGCCUACAUUAGCAUGGCACUGAAAGCAAGAGAUGGUGGGUGAGUGUGGAAGUAUUUGUAUCUACGGUGCACUUGUAUUUACCAUAUCUUUUUUUUUUUUUGGGUCAGACGAGGUCUGAAAUGGGGUCUGUUACAAGGUUUAGAUAUUUGGUGGGAAGUAGGAUUUUCGCCAAGGAAAGUUUUGGAGAAAUGAAAAUGUUACAUCCGUUUCUUCUU